Messenger RNA from Leishmania braziliensis MHOM/BR/75/M2904, 1200 nucleotides. RefSeq lists its product as hypothetical. Bases 1 to 1200 code for a protein of 399 amino acids. The transcript has a single exon. The record is from RefSeq and is a predicted model, not a curated record. Lineage: Eukaryota; Euglenozoa; Kinetoplastea; Trypanosomatida; Trypanosomatidae.
AUGCCGGUAAAACAAAAUUUUAACACCGCACCUCUCACAGUUGAAAAGUGGGAAUGCGGACCAAAAAAACUAAACUACUUAUAUUCCGAGGAAGAACUUUCCUCACCCAGAGAGCGGGCGAACAGCCAACACCUUAAACGUAAUGUAAAUGUGGAAACAGGAUCCACAACAAACGGACAGCGCAGCCACGCUGUAAUUCAGAAAUACGCUGAUGUCGUCAUAAACGGCGUAUUUCAAGGUCACGGUGAUCGUGACUUUUAUAUAAAAAACAAAAACGACAAGGAACAAGACGGAAUGCCGUUAAAACAAGUCUUUAACACCGCACCUCUCACAGUUGAAAAGUUGGGAAGCGGACCUAAAAAGUCUAAUUAUUUAUUUUCCGAGGAAGAAUAUUCCUCACCCAGAAAACGGGCCAGAAGCCAACAAGAUAACGAUAACUUAAACGUGGAAACAAAAUCCACAACAAACGGACAGCGCAGCCACGCUGUAAUUCCGAAAUACGCUGAUGUCGUCAGAAACGGCGUAUUUCGAGGUCACGGUGAUCGUGACUUUUAUUUAAAAAACAAAAACGAUAAAGAACACGGCGGAAUGCCGGUAAAAAAAGUUUUUAACACCGCACCUCCCACGGUUGAAAAGUUGGGAAGCGUGCCAAAAAAAUUUAAUUAUUUAUAUUCCGAGGAAGAACUUUCCUCACCCAGAGAGCGGGCUGACAGCCAACACCUUAAACGUAAUGUUAAUGUGGAAACAGGAUCCACAACAAACGGACAGCGCAGCCACGCUGUAAUUCCGAAAUACGCUGAUGUCGUCAGAAACGGCGUAUUUCGAGGUCACGGUGAUCGUGACUUUUAUUUAAAAAAGAAAAACGAUAAGGAACACGGCGGAAUGCCGGUAAAAAAAGUUUUUAACACCGCACCUCCCACAGUUGAAAAGUUGGGAAGCGGACCAAAAAAUGCUAAUUAUUUAUUUUCCGAGGAAGAACUUUCCUCACCCAGAGAGCGGGCUGACAGCCAACACCUUAAACGUAAUGUAAAUGUGGAAACAGGAUCCACAACAAACGGACAGCGCAGCCACGCUGUAAUCCCGAAAUACGCUGAUGUCGUCAGAAACGGCGUACUUCGAGGUCACGGAGAUCGUGACUUUUAUUUAAAAAAGAAAAACGAUAAGGAACACGGCGGAAUGCCGGUAAAAAAAAGUUUUUAA